AUGGCUUCUUCGGGUCUUGGGAGCUGCUGGCUCCUGGCCACAAUUCUGGGCACUUCGAUGCUGGCAGAGGCUUCUCCUGCUGGGGCUGUCACCGAAGUCUUCAACAGGACAAAGCCGUCUGGGGGCCUCUUUAUGGUCUUUGAGUUCUCGCUGAGCUUUAACGCUCAUGUGCUAUACCGGCGACGCUUUGGUGUUGAUCUGCCUGCCAGCUUUAGCUCUUGCGGAAGCUCCGGUUGCCCCAUUCUGGUGGACUUCCCUGGCUCAGGUGGCUCCAUCUUUUCGCAGCGUGGGUGGACGCAGUGGUAUGAUUACCAAGAUGAAGUGGAGGAAACUUUUGUGCUCGUAACCAUGGAGGGCUCUCCAGAUGCCGUGGUCCCCGACGACAUGAUAUUGCCAUGCACACCUGAAGAGACCCCUCAGGAGUGUGCAGACACGUCAAAAGCUGGGGAUGGCUUCACUUCCUGGAAUGUUUUGGGCUGGGGCACUCCAACAGAGUUAGAGACGGGUCCAAACAGCUCUCUUCUGUCGGCUUGCUUCCCAGAAGCAGUGAAGCCAUGGAACGCUUAUCAGUGCUUCGGGACCCAUCUGCUCAAUGAUGUUCAUGCCUGCCACAAGGUGACAGAGGAGCAUCAGAAGGAGUGGGCCUCCUACACGCAGAUACCUGGGAAUUGCAUCAGUGCAAGUGGGGCCAAUGACUGGGACUAUGUGAGGACGGUGCUCCAGGCUGUGACGCAGGGCGCUGUGUGCAAUGCUACGGUUCCCGGGGGCUGGUGCGGAGACAGGUCGAGGAUUUACUUCACCGGCCAGUCCAUGGGCGGCAUGUCUGCCUUGCAGUUUGCAACGCCGGACCCAUCCUCGAGGUACUUUCUGGGCAGCCUGGGGCCAGCGGCUAUUGCAGCUUGUAGCCCGGGCGGCUCUCGCAACAACGACCUGGAGCUGCAAGGCCAAGUGCCCACGCUUCUCAUUCAAGGGAGUCAAGAUCUGGUUGCUGUGCCAGUACCUUGGGCUGGGCACGACCGGAAUCUGGUGCGAAUUGCCAACAUGAAGGUGUUUCAAGCAAUGGUGACCAAUGACACCCUGGUGCAGCUUGCGCGUCAAUCUCUACCUGGAGACUUCCAGAAUCUCUCGCCAGAUGAUCUCCUGAUUCUGGCGGAUGUCCGCCAGGGUGGCGCGUUGCUUGCCGAGUACCUUCCUGAUUUGGCAGACAUUGCAGGCUUUCCAGAUCGGAAGGGGCGCAUGACCGGAAUCAGUGCAGGUGCUUACAUGUGGGAGCCCUUGCAGACUACCCUGCAGCGCGUGGUACAAACGGAUGUGCAGAUGUCGCAGCUGCGCUACUGGAACCCUCCAGACCCGUCGGGCCAAGCAGCAAGUAUCCAGCUCCAGUGCGCAGACGCUACAGCACAUGUACGCGUCUGUGUUUUUCAGGGAGGCCAUACAUAUCCAUUCCUGACUCCGGACGGCUUCGAGCACAACGCAAGCAAAGCAAAGGCCUUCCAUGAUCUUCUUUGGGUGGACUGGUUCAGGAACGGAACGUUGCAACGGCCUGGUGCCCUACAAUCUCCUAUAGAUUUGCCUGACGCUGGAGCGCUCUGGCGCACAGGCUUGACUAUGCUUGGUGGAAAUCUCUUAAUAUAA
Molecule: messenger RNA, 1635 nt
Organism: Symbiodinium pilosum
Lineage: Eukaryota; Dinophyceae; Suessiales; Symbiodiniaceae
Source: the annotation of a GenBank genome assembly